Bactrocera oleae (olive fruit fly) is the source of this 1264-nucleotide messenger RNA. RefSeq lists its product as uncharacterized. Lineage: Eukaryota; Metazoa; Arthropoda; Insecta; Diptera; Tephritidae. The record is from RefSeq and is a predicted model, not a curated record.
AUGAGAUGCAGCUUUUCGCUUGAACUUAAUUAAUUAAACAAUGUGUAAAGACGGCAAACAAUGCCCGGCGAAGGCGGCACAACUGGAUAAACAAACACAAAAACAAAAGCAAAAGCAAUCACUGUCAUAAAGCAAAAAUAUCAAUAAGAGCCGUGUGCUGGAAUCAAAACUAGAGCAAGAAGAAGAAGAAGACAAAAAUUAAAAAGAUCUGCGUAUAAAUCUCCCGUAAGAGUAGUUUGUCGUGAAAAAACGGUAUGUACAUAUAUAUGCUGAAAAGAGUGUGUGUUUGGCUGUGCGCAGACAUCAAGUGUUUGUAUGCAAGUCGGUCUGCUUGACUGACUUAUUGUCUUCCACAGACUACACGCUACGCCUACAAGUGGUCCAUAAUUAAUUUUAUAUAAAAGCAACAACAAUGGUUUUUAAAGCGUUCAGUCGCGAAAAUAACGUCGCAAAGCAAAGUGUACGCGAGCUUAAAGUGUUUGAAUAGUUUUUUUUUGAAACUAUUGCGAAGGUGUGCGAAGUGAAGAAAUCGUAAAAAAUUGAAAACAAUAAUUAAAAAGAAAAAAAAUCAAAGUGCGAAAAUAAUUGAAAGAGUAUACGAAAAAUUAUAAAUGUAUCGGGAUAGUAUCAAAUAAAUCGCGAUAAAUCGUUUUGCUGGAAAUAAUUUGCUCAUUAAAAAUCAUGCAAGCCACUUUGCUGUGCGUUUUGUUAUUGGGUGUUUUGGCUUGUCAUAGCGUUUCGGGGGAUUUACGCUACCGCGGCAAUGCAGUACAUCCAGAUUAUCCUGGUCAAUGCUACUACGAGGAACUGCGCCAACCGAUACCCACGAAUCAGUCCUACAAGCCGAUAAACCGUGAUGGUCGUUGUGAAUCGAUUUUCUGUCGCAAAGACUUUGUGCUCGAAAUUCGAUACUGCGGCCGCCACAAUCUGCAGCCGAACGCGACAUGCGGCAUCGAAUCGGAUAUGCGGCGCGCAUAUCCAGCUUGUUGUCCGCGCUUAGUGUGUCAAACCGACAGCAAUUUCAUUUAAUUUUUUAAUUGCGACUUAAUUGCUGAAACUUAAUUCUUUCAAUUAUCCAUUGACUUUGUUGUUGUUAUUGUUUUAAAUAGAUGGUCACGUUUACAAAUAUAUACAAGUAUAUGCGACAUUUUUGAAUUCAUUAAAGAGAUAGCUGUUUAUAUAAAUUUUAUUCGAGAAUAAAAUAUUGAAAAAUUAAAUCAAAAGCAAAAUAAAGCCAAAUGAAAUAAAAAUACAAGUAAUUAAA